AUGGCGCAAGUGGAUGACAAGCUCAAGGACUACGAGAUCAGGAAGGAGGGAGAGGCAGAGAUCCUCUUGCACAAGAGGAACGCCGUCUUUUACAAUCCCGUGCAGUUUCUGUGGAAAUCAAUUAGUGAUCAAGUUGUCCACUCCAAGUUUACCUCAUUCUACGGCUUUGGCUGCUACUUUGAGUUCACGAUCUCUCGGUAUGCCCGUGAAGUUGAGGGCUUAGGAAAGGUAGUUGCUCUGGACAAUGAUAAAGCUUCUGUCGAAGAUUGCAAGCGAAACAUAAAGUUUAAUGGCGCUUCCGCUACUAGUGAGGUGGAAGCUUACUUGGUUGAUGCUCGAAUUCACAUGCUGAUGCAUCCAAAAGAAUUUGAUGUGGUUGAUCUGGACCCUUAUGGAUCACCAUCUAUAUUUCUCGACUCAGCUGUACAGGCUGUUGCUGAUGGUGGUUUAUUGAUGUGCACUGCCACUGAUAUGGCAGUUCUUUGUGGUACCAAUGGAGAAGUUUGUUACUCGAAAUAUGGUUCAUUCCCAACCAAGGGCAAGUAUUGCCACGAAAUGGCUUUGAGAAUCCUCCUUGCCAGUAUUGAGGUACAUAGUUCUGCAAGUGAAAUAAAGAAUACACCUCUUAAACUUUCUUACAUAUAUCAGUGUGUUGGCUGUGACUCUUUCCAUCUUCAAUGUCUUGCGAGGACUGUUCCGAAGAAGAAUAAUGGUGUGAAGCAUGUACCUGCUAUUGGACCUGUUGUUCCUCAAGAGUGCAGUGAUUGUGGAAAGAAAUUUAAUGUAGGUGGGCCAAUAUGGUCAGCUCCUAUUCAUGAUCAAGACUGGGAGUUACAUGACAUUCCAUUGUUCUUCAGUCUCCAUAACAUAGCAGGCACUGUUAAGUGCACAUCUCCAUCUUUGGUUAUGUUUCGGUCUGCAGUUCUAAAUGCAGGGUAUCGGAUCUCAAGCACCCAUGUUAACCCACUUGGGGUUAAAUCUGAUGCCCCUUGGGAUGUUAUUUGGGACAUCAUGCGCUGCUGGGUGAAGAAUCAUCCUAUUAAGGAACAGCCACGUGACACACCUGGCACGGCGAUCCUUUCGAAAUCACCAAAGCUAGAAGCAAAUUUUUCAAGAGCAGUUGCUGCCCUCAGCAAGGCUCGGGCAAAGAAGAUUAAACGAUUUCUUCCAAACCCAGAACGGCACUGGGGUCCGAAGGUCAGAGCAGGCCGGAAGAUCACGAGCAAACAUGUCUCUCUGUUGGGCCCUGAGGCUAUCAAUGGUGCUGUGAAUGGUGGUGGUGACUGCCACAAAGAAGGAAACGGUGCUGCUGCGCCAGAUAAUACAGCCCCAGAACCGGAGGGGAUCAAAGAGGUAGUUGAGAAUGAACCCUCAAUCAAACGCCAGAAAACCAGCGACGAACCAGCAAGUGAACCUUGA
Molecule: messenger RNA, 1419 nt
Organism: Miscanthus lutarioriparius
Lineage: Eukaryota; Viridiplantae; Streptophyta; Magnoliopsida; Poales; Poaceae
Source: the annotation of a GenBank genome assembly